ACUUCCCCUCAGCCUCUUCUUCCUGACUCCCAUGGAGCUACCUAUCCUCAUCGAACCAUCUUUGUCUGGCUUUUGUCUCUAGCCGUUUCCUUUUCUAGGCCCGAGAGCUCGAACGAGCUUUCGGAUCUCUCUUUCGUCACAUCAGUUUUGAUUUGCACCUAUCAAGAAAGUUUCCUUCUCCUCUGGGAUCAUCGGAAGAUCAAUUAAUUACUACUGCGCAAAGAAACAGAGAAGUAUCCGUCUAUAGAUCUAUGAAAGAAGCCCAGAGGACCCACCGCUGAGGUUUAGGUUUUCUUCUCGGUAGCCUUACUUCUCUGAAACUAAAGAUUUAUCCGAGUUAACAACCACAGCAAGCCUUAAGUUCUGGCUGACCAAACAAAGAAGACCUAGAACCCUUGAUCUAGCUUUGUUUUGAUCCUUCAUACUCGUGUCCUUUUAGGCGGUGUGUGUUCUUCUUUGAGAUCUAGAAAAGCUUGUUUCGGACCACAAGAGUAUAUUUCAGCUUCUGAAGCAUGUCGUCGGCAAACUCUGAUAGCUCGGGCAAUUCGGCGGCUCCUGAUGGCGGCGGCAGGCCGAGCCGGUACGAGUCGCAGAAGCGGCGCGACUGGAACUCCUUCGGGCAGUACCUCCGGAACCACCGCCCGCCGCUCGAGCUCUCCCGGUGCAGCGGCGCCCACGUGCUCGAGUUCCUCCGCUACCUGGACCAGUUUGGCAAGACAAAAGUCCACACCGCCGGGUGCCCAUUCUUCGGCCACCCGCAGCCCCCGGCACCGUGCACGUGCCCCCUCAGGCAAGCUUGGGGCAGCCUCGACUCACUCGUCGGCCGCCUUCGCGCCGCCUUCGAGGAGGAUGGCGGCCAGCCGGAGGUCAACCCCUUCGCGGCGCGCGCAGUCCGGCUGUACCUCAGGGAGGUGAGGGACAGCCAGGCCAGAGCGAGGGGGAUCGCCUACGAGAAAAAGAAGAGAAAGCGGCCUCCUCCGUCGCAACAGGGCUUCAGCCCGCAGGCGUCGGUUCCAGCGGCGGCGACAGCAGCUCCUCUCAUCGGCCAUGGUCGGUCGGCGGCCGACUUCAUCGCCAGCAGUGCAUACCCACAUCGCCUUCACGGGCAUCUGAUGCUGCCACCCUGGAUACCGGCGGAGACGAUGCGGCGGUGAUGGCUGUCGUCGACUCACAUUCCGGUGGCAGCCUGUCACCACUCUCGGUGAUUAAACAUAGUACUGUAGUAGUUUGUCGACUGGAAUUACUUUCUGAUGUGAUGGUUGGAAAGAUCGUUUCCUAUGCUGUUUCGUUAGCGGACAUAAUGGUGGACGUUCUCCACGUUAACAGACAUUGACCUGGCUCUCUGUAUGUAUACCCUCUUCUUAUAACUAUGCUUGUGGCUGAUGAUGAUGA
Messenger RNA from Musa acuminata AAA Group (dessert banana), 1392 nucleotides. Its product is annotated as protein LIGHT-DEPENDENT SHORT HYPOCOTYLS 4-like. The transcript has a single exon. Gene Ontology annotation, biological process: response to light stimulus; mRNA transcription. The coding region runs from base 513 to 1154 and encodes 213 amino acids. Lineage: Eukaryota; Viridiplantae; Streptophyta; Magnoliopsida; Zingiberales; Musaceae. Gene Ontology annotation, cellular component: nucleus. The record is from RefSeq and is a predicted model, not a curated record.